This is a messenger RNA of Nilaparvata lugens (brown planthopper), 8855 nucleotides long. RefSeq lists its product as uncharacterized. Gene Ontology annotation, molecular function: nucleic acid binding. NCBI's taxonomy places the organism in Eukaryota, Metazoa, Arthropoda, Insecta, Hemiptera, Delphacidae. The coding region runs from base 1581 to 6257 and encodes 1558 amino acids. The transcript is spliced from 2 exons. The record is from RefSeq and is a predicted model, not a curated record.
UUCUUGGAAGAUCUUUCAAUGUUUCCAAAUGAACUGGGAGUUAUCCAUGUGCUGUAACCAAUCGUCUUAUCCAUACAAGUGUUGGAAAUCUUCAUCAAUUCAUCACGGACAGUAUAACCAUACUUCAAGCAAGCCUACCUUGACUAUUUCCUGGAACCAACUUGAACACCACUAUCAUGUUGAAACCCUAGGUAACUGCAUAUUUUUACCAUCUUUGUAUUUGCUAAUUACCUUUAUCUUCCUAUCCCUUAAAUAAGGUUAGGGUUGAGUUUAUUUUUACUUGGAUCUAUUUACUUAGGCUAUUUUUGAUUUUUGUUGCUUCAUCAUAGGUCAGAUUUUUGUAUGAAACAAGAAUAACUUGACAACCUAUUGUAAUUUUUUCAAUCAUGAAUGUUGUCAGAACAUAAUCUUUUCUUGUUCAUGAUGCAACUUACUAUUGCAGAAUCACUUAAUAUUAAAAUAUUGGUUACUUGGUAAAAUAUUGUACAUCACUUGCUUAGGCUAGUUAUUUGAUCAUCACAAUUUAUUAUUGACUUAGGAUUUUAAAACAAACAAGCAAUUUUAGGCUUGUUAUUUGAUCAUCACAAUUUAUUGACUUAGGAUUUUAAGACAAACAAGCAAUUUUUAUUGCAUCAAAUAUAUUUUGUUCAAUUACAAUAUUUUGUAAUCUACAAAUUCUAUAAAUAUUAAAUUCACAUUUUUAAUUCAAUUUCAGUAUUUUUCAAGCUCAUUAUUAUUGUAAUCUUAUGAUUAGUAUUCAAGUUCUUUGUAAGUGUGAAUUACCAUAGAUUCAGUGUAUCUUAACUGAAUUGUCCUUACUAAACUUCGAUGUUUAUCACUUAUAAAUUUUCCAUAUUAAACCUCAAUGGUUAUUGAUUUUGAACUGUUUCUAAUGAUUCUUGAUGUUUAUCAGCUAUCUUGAUUGUCUGUUUCUCCAUUUAAAUUUUUAUGUUUGCUGAACUUGACAAUUUGUUAUCAACUUUAAUUUUGUAUGACUAUUGAGCUACUUGUAUUCACUAUCAAAAAUUAUUGUUCUGCCAUUUCUAUUUCAAUACAUUUAUAUAUUGCUCACUUGGUAUUUUUUCUCCAAGAACCUAUUCAUGUUAGUAAUAAUUUUUCCGUCUUUUAUGAAACAAGACGGUGGUCCUCUUCAUUAAAAUUAUAUUGUAUCUGGGUCAAUGACCAAUAAGCAAAAUAUCUACAUCAUAUUGACCAGCCGCUCUAUACUGAGCCACUAGCUACCAGAAUUCGGACUCAGAAACAAUAUAAACUGGUGCUCCGAGCCGGAUUUCCUAUUAAUCUUGUAAUUUUGUUUCUUUUCAUGUGUACUCAAUCGCCCAUGUACCUUGUAACCUGGACUGAGGGUUGCUGUGGACGAGGGGUUGCCAAUGAGACGUACCAUUCAGUGGCCAAGCUGUCCAUACCAUGUAUCAGUUGGACAAGUUGCGCGACCAUACACAAGCCAGCAUCAAUCACAAUUACAUCACAACCACAGCACAGGUGUCAGUGAAAGUGCAGUGAUAAUCUCAGUGAAGGUCGUAUGAAAAUUUUCUUUUGUUAUCAAUACCUUUUUUGUAACAAUGGCUACAUCCCCUCCUCCCAGUGACUCACGUUCAGUGUCCCCAGAUUUAGGGUCUGAGCAUUCUGCUCUUAUCAGUUCUAGGAACAAUUUACUAGAAGAAGCCAACUGGUUCUUCACAGAGUAUCCAAAUUUUAUUGUAAAUGAUGAAGCAACAUAUUAUCACUUACUUACCAUUAAAAAUGAAGUUGAUCUCCUCAGAGAUAAAUACAAGAAAAUUCAUGAACAAAUACAACACAAAAAUGUAUCAUUUGACAAGGAAUCACACUUUGAAACAAUUACAAGGUUCAUAUUAUUCAUUUCUAAAGCAAAUGCUGCAUUGAAAGCUUUUGAGGCUAAAAUAACUAACACUCGAAAUGAUCUUAUUUCACAACAAUCAGUACAACCUGCUACUACUGCAUCACAGCAUGCAAAUUUUAAUUUGCCCCAAAUUCCUCUCCCUCAUUUUGAUGGAAACUUCUCAAAAUGGCAGGCAUUCUCCAGUGCAUUUAUGCACAUAAUAGGUAGUCAGGAGCAAAUUAGUAGCACAUUGAAAUUUUUCUAUUUACGGCAAACAUUGAGUGGUGAAGCUCUAGCAAGAGUGGAACAUAUUGAUGUCAAUGAAAAAGGGUUUGAAGUAGCCUGGAAAUUGCUCGAAGAGCGAUAUGACAAUAAACGACUCAUUGCAACAAACCACAUCACUGCCAUUGAGUCUCCACCUGCAGUUAAGCGCAACUGUGCACAGUCAUUGCGUGCAUUCAUUGACUUUUGUAAAUCACAUAUUGCUGCCCUUCAGGCACUUGAACUUAAGAAUCUCACUGAUUUAUUGUAUAUGCAUAAAAUGUUGUUGCAAUUGGACUCUAACACUGUUAAGGAAUGGGAGAAAUCAGUUCCUAUUGACAGUAUUCCAACAAUUGAGAAGUUUUGGAAUUUCUUGGAAUCACAAUGUAAAGUUAUGGAUGCAGUUGCAUCCAGUGCUAACAAUUCAACAACUAUUCACUCUAGUAAUGCAACUAAUUUUGCUUCCAAGCAAUCAAAAGUUAAUCACUUUCAAUCAAGUAAUCAAAAUAAUGUAAAAAUGUUUCAUAAUUUGACAACCAAUUGUACUUUCUGUAGAGGCUCAAAUCACAUGGCCUACAAAUGUAAUGAAUUGCUCAAAUUACAGCCUUCUGACCGUUGGAAUGCUGUCAAAAGCAAAAACCUUUGCUUCAAUUGUCUCAAACCACAUGUUCCUAAUCAUGGUUGUUCUACAAAAUCUUGUUUUCAUUGUGGUAAGGCACACCACUCUAUUCUGCAUUCACUAGGUUCGGGACAGAAUCAACAAAAAGGUAAAGAAGUUACUUCUAACAAUAUUCAUUCGUCAGUGAAAAAAUCAUCAGUUGAAAAUUCCAUUAUUGACAAUCAUUCAAAGGCUUCAUCUUCAUCUGUUGCAGUCCUUCCUCAAUUAAAUGAGAGGAGCAUGGUUUCAUCAGAUAAUAAUGUACAUUCAAAUGUUGCAUCCUCAGUUUGUCUAUUUCAGCAAGCUAGUGUUUCUCUUCUUCCUACAGCUCAAGUUUUUGUUGAGGACUCACAAGGAAAUUUGAUUAAAUGUGUUGCAUUGCUAGACAGUGGCUCGGAUUGCAACCUUAUCUCACAACAUUUGGCUGAUAAGCUUGCAUUACCAGCGGUCAGUACUGAAACGACUAUUCAUUCUAUUGGUGGCAACCAAUCGAAGUCAACUUAUGUUCUUUCAAUUCUUGUCAAAUCUACAGACCAACAAUGGUCCACUGAAGAAUCUUGUAUUGUCAUUGAUAAAGUUCCAUCUUCCUUUUCAAAUUCCAGAAUUGAAAUAGAAAAACUUGAAAUUCCAUCACAUAUUUCACUGGCUGAUCCUAACUUUUUCAAGGCUAAAAACAUUGAUCUUCUUCUCGGCGCUGGCGUUUUUGCUUCAGUCUUGUCAGCAGGACAGAUUGUCAUUUCCAAAGAUGCACCCAUUCUCCAGAGCACAAGGUUGGGUUGGAUUAUUUUUGGCUCUUGCAAGGUACCCAGCUCAUCUGUUCCAAAUUCUCAUGUAUCCAAUUUUUUGUCAACAGUUUCAUCAAACACUCCUUGCCAACUUGAAAAAUUCUGGGCUCUCGAAAGUGUAAUUGCGGAGAUUCCACCACCUGAUGAUAUUGUUUUCUCAGAAAAGCAUUAUGAAGAGCACACUCAUCGUCAGGAGGAUGGUAGAUUCAUUGUAUCACUCCCUAAAAAGGAAUCAUUUCAUACUCUGGGUGAGUCCAAGUUUCAAGCACUUAAACGAUUCAAAUCUCUGGAACAAAGAUUAGCAAGGAAUAAUGAAUUGAAAUCUCAAUAUGUGGCCUUCAUGGAAGAAUACAAGGAACUACAACACAUGACUAAAGUUGAUGAGCCCACAGAGAAUCAAGCGGUGUACUACAUCCCACAUCACCCUGUCUUUAAACUUGAUUCUACUACUACAAAACUUCGAGUAGUUUUUGAUUGUUCUGCCAAAACUUCUACUGGAGUUUCCUUAAAUGAUGUUCUUCACAUAGGGCAUACUGUUCAGCCAGAGCUCUUUGAAACUGUUCUGCGCUUUCGUACUCAUCUUAUUGCCUUUGCAGCUGAUAUUGCAAAAAUGUAUAGGCAGAUUCUCCUAGAUCCAGCUGAUCGUGAUCUACACCGCAUAUUCUGGCGUGAUGACAUCAAUAAACCAGUAGAACAAUAUCGCCUUAAUACUGUGACUUAUGGUUCUGGUCCUGCAGCAUUCUUGGCAACGCGCACACUAAUUCAACUUGCUGAUAUGGAAGCAAGGGAUGAUAUCUCAGUGUCUCAAGUCAUCAAAAACGACUUCUACGUGGAUGAUUUAUUAUCUGGCUGUAAUACUCUUGAGCAGGCAGUUACUGUGUCAAAAAAUUUGAUCAGCACUCUUGAAAAGGGUGGUUUUCAACUUCGAAAAUGGAUGUCCAAUUCUACAGAUCUUCUCAGUACUAUUCCAUCACAUCUUCUAGAGACAUCAUCUACUAAAGCAGUUGCCAACAGUAAUGAUACUGUUGCAAAGGCCCUAGGCCUUAUUUGGAAUUCCACUUCUGACAUGCUAUCAAUUUCAUCAAGUGUUGGAGAGAUCUCACACAAAACAACUUUCACUAAACGGGAAUUUCUUUCCUGCAUUGCGUCAAUAUUUGAUCCAUUAGGUUUAAUAUCGCCUAUCGUCAUUGCUCCUAAAAUUCUUUUCCAAGAAUUAUGGUUAGCCCGUAUAGGCUGGGAUGAUUCAUUACCCCCAGGUCUAUUGAGUAAAUGGUUGAAAAUCCUUCAAGAGCUGCAUUCUAUCUCUAAUAUUAAUAUUCCACGUUGUGUAAUCAGUGCUGAUACUGAUUCUACCUUUGAAUUGCAUGGCUUCUCUGACGCCAGCCUCAAGGCAUAUGGAGCUUGUAUAUACGUUCGUUCUGUAUCAAGUAAUGGAAUAAAGGUCCACCUACUAUGCUCAAAAUCUCGUGUAGCACCUCUUAAGGCAUUGUCCAUUCCCAAACUGGAAUUAUGCGCUGCACAUUUAUUGUCUCGGCUAAUCAACAAGGUAUUGAAUGCUAUUAAGUUACCAAUCUCCAAUGUCUUCCUAUGGUCUGACUCGCAAACUGUGUGUGAUUGGAUCAAAACACCUCCUGAUAGGAAAAAUGUCUUUUGUUCUACUCGUAUUUUUGAAAUUCAAGAGUCUACCUCAUCAUUUCAUUGGAAUCAUGUUCGCACAUCCAAUAAUCCUUCUGACCUCAUCUCAAGAGGUUGCUCUCCACUUGAAUUAAUGAAUUGCAAACUGUGGUGGUCAGGUCCAUCAUGGUUAUCAUCUUCAAGGGAGUCAUGGGACUCAUUUUCAUCAAAUGUAUUAUUGUCCGAAUCUACUCGUGUUUCUUUAGUUAUUAAUUCUAAUCAAUCUGUAUUGUCUAAUUUAUUUGUAAGGUGCUCUAAUUAUCAUAAAAUGGUUCGCUCUGCUGCAUAUGUAUUACGCUAUCUUCAUAAUUUGCAGCAUCCUGAUGAUAGGAAAAAUGAAUUUUUAUCAGUAGAUGAAAUCAACAAUGCUGAAAUUUGUUUAAUCAAGGCUGUACAGGCUGAUGCCUUUUCCUCUGAUUUGAAGGAGCUGAAUUCCAACAGUGAGCUUAGCCCAAACAGUACAUUACAUCCAUUCACUCCUUUUAUUGAUAAUCAGGGUGUGUUGAGGGUUGGAGGUCGUUUGGAAUUGACUAACUUACCUUAUGACACAAAACAUCAGAUCAUCUUACCCAAUAAACAUAAGUUCACAUAUGCAUUGAUUGUAGCAUAUCAUCGUCGUUCAAGGCAUGCUGGUGUCCAAUCAACUAUGGCUAGUCUUCGCCAACGAUACUGGAUCAUUUCUACUCGUCGAACCAUCAAAAGAGUUCUCAAGACAUGUAAAAUGUGUUUCCAAUUUUCCACUAUCAGAUCUGAGCAAAUAAUGGGGCAACUCCCACAUUUGCGCACAAAAAUUGACUUCCCAUUCUAUACUUGUGGUAUUGAUUAUGCAGGUCCUAUCUCAAUCCGUUUGGGAGGGCCUAAAUCAAAAACUUUCAGCAAAGCUUACUUAGCUCUGUUUAUAUGUAUGGUAACUCGAGCCAUACAUGUAGAAAUUGUUUCUGAACUCUCAUCAAAUGCAUUCAUUGCUGCAUUGAUUCGAUUUGUAGCACGUCGUGGCAUUCCGCACCAUUUCAUCAGAUAAUGCUACCACGUUCCAUGGUGCUAACAAUGAUUUGAAGGAAUUAUUCCAGCUAUUGUCUUCAUCAAAUUUUCAGAAUGAUAUUCAUGGUGUUACAUCUUCAUUGAAUAUUCGGUGGUAUUUUAUCCCACCCCGAGCUCCACAUUUCGGUGGAAUUUGGGAAAAUGCCAUAAAAAAUUUCAAGCACACAUUGCGUAAGACUACUUUCAAAAGGACAUUGAAUUUUGAAGAGUUAUCUACAUUUGCAGCACAAACUGAAGCUAUUAUGAAUUCCAGACCUCUGGUACCUCUUACAGAGGAUCACAAUGAUUUUUCUUACUUGUCUCCUGGGCAUUUUUUGGUAGGUCGUCCAUUAACUGCCUUACCAUUCACUCAACCAGUCACCAAACAUGUAGACCAUGUUUCUCGUUGGCGCCACCUAGCAGCUACAACACAAUUGUUUUGGAAUAGGUGGUCCCAGGAAUACCUAAUUACUCUGCAGAAAAAACAGAAAUGGACCUCCUCCUCAGAAAAUGUCAAGGUCAAUACCAUUGUAAUUUUGAAAGAUCUUGGCACACCACCAUCAGUUUGGAGGUUGGCCAGAAUCCUUGAGGUACAUCCUGGUGCGGAUAAUAAAGUCCGAGUUGUCACACUUCUCACACCUACAGGCAUCUUAACACGUGCUAUUUCUAGUAUUGUACCUUUGCCUCAUGACAAUGAGAUUGAAAAUGUAUCUACUCAUUAAUUUUAUUAUUGGUUUAAUUUACUCUUAGGUUUAUGUAUUGUUGUAGUCAUUUAUCAUUUUUCUAAUGGGCCCGGCAUUGGUACUUGUCUUGUUUGGUUCUAUGGGUGUGAAACAUGGAUUUGGUGUCUUGUUGUUUUUUGGGAUUUACGUUUCCCCAGCUUCAAAUCAUCCUUUUCAUCAUUGACUUAGCUUGCUCAUUCAACAUAUUUUCUUUCUUUCUUAUUAUGCCAUCCUGCAGAUGACAUAAUGGGCCCGGCUUAUGUUGAAUUUCACAUCCAAUUCAAUGAUUGAAAUCAUUAGUUCCUUCUUUGCCGCCUGGAGCGCUCAUUUCUUCUGCUCACAUUUCGUCUUCUCUCCAGCAGCUGCUGCGCUCUGGUGACUGCCUUUCAAAGCUGGCCAUUCUCUACCCAGCCUAUGAUUUGCACUUUUGUAAUGGCGUCUAGCGUUUUUUCCUCGUCAUGUCGAAGGCUUGUUUCGUUUGAUCUUUUCAAGUUUUUCUGGUGAAAACUUUGCUCAGUGCAAUGGGAUAAUUCUGUUCCUAUUUCUUCAUUCUUGUGAGUUGGUGGGCGCGCGCGCGUAACAAAUUGAUUCCAUAUCAAUUUCAUUUUCCUUUGGGUGAACCCGUAACCAUCUACUUUGACUGUAACUCGGCGUGCCUUGUUAACAUUUUGUUAAUCUACUUCAACUCUAUCAUCUACUUUCAACUUGGAUUGACGUUCCUUGUUGCUGUUAAUGAAUCUGUUUCAAUAUCAUAUUGAAUCUUCUUUUAAACUUGAUUUCGAACUGUAACUUACUAAUGUUUGGUAAUGCCCUGCCUUUACUUGACUGUAACUAAAGUUAGCUCUUCAAAUAUUGAGCAGUGAUUAAUAUUUUCUUGGAAGAUCUUUCAAUGUUUCCAAAUGAACUGGGAGUUAUCCAUGUGCUGUAACCAAUCGUCUUAUCCAUACAAGUGUUGGAAAUCUUCAUCAAUUCAUCACGGACAGUAUAACCAUACUUCAAGCAAGCCUACCUUGACUAUUUCCUGGAACCAACUUGAACACCACUAUCAUGUUGAAACCCUAGGUAACUGCAUAUUUUUACCAUCUUUGUAUUUGCUAAUUACCUUUAUCUUCCUAUCCCUUAAAUAAGGUUAGGGUUGAGUUUAUUUUUACUUGGAUCUAUUUACUUAGGCUAUUUUUGAUUUUUGUUGCUUCAUCAUAGGUCAGAUUUUUGUAUGAAACAAGAAUAACUUGACAACCUAUUGUAAUUUUUUCAAUCAUGAAUGUUGUCAGAACAUAAUCUUUUCUUGUUCAUGAUGCAACUUACUAUUGCAGAAUCACUUAAUAUUAAAAUAUUGGUUACUUGGUAAAAUAUUGUACAUCACUUGCUUAGGCUAGUUAUUUGAUCAUCACAAUUUAUUGACUUAGGAUUUUAAGACAAACAAGCAAUUUUUAUUGCAUCAAAUAUAUUUUGUUCAAUUACAAUAUUUUGUAAUCUACAAAUUCUAUAAAUAUUAAAUUCACAUUUUUAAUUCAAUUUCAGUAUUUUUCAAGCUCAUUAUUAUUGUAAUCUUAUGAUUAGUAUUCAAGUUCUUUGUAAGUGUGAAUUACCAUAGAUUCAGUGUAUCUUAACUGAAUUGUCCUUACUAAACUUCGAUGUUUAUCACUUAUAAAUUUUCCAUAUUAAACCUCAAUGGUUAUUGAUUUUGAACUGCUUCUAAUGAUUCUUGAUGUUUAUCAGCUAUCUUGAUUGUCUGUUUCUCCAUUUAAAUUUUUAUGUUUGCUGAACUUGACAAUUUGUUAUCAACUUUAAUUUUGUAUGACUAUUGAGCUACUUGUAUUCACUAUCAAAAAUUAUUGUUCUGCCAUUUCUAUUUCAAUACAUUUAUAUAUUGCUCA